AUGUUUGAAUUAUGUGCUAUUGUAGGAUAUGAUAUUGAUAAAAGUAAUGCAAGUAUACAUUAUUAGAGCCAAAUUUGGAUAUGUUGUUAAAAAAUGAAUACGAGCCAGAAAUAUUAGAAAUAUAUCCCUCUCAUCUUAAAAAAUCCCCAUUGAUUUCACAUUCAAUAUCAUAAUGUUUUUCUUAAGGACAACCUUCAUUAUAUUCACAUGAUAACAAGUUGAUACAUCCAACCAAAUUGAAUUCGAAGGAUAUUGGAAUAUCAUCUAAAAUCCAUUAAUUUUAGGUUCAGUUAGAUGACUCUACAUAUAAAUAUUGCCAUGUGUUAUCAUUUUAUGUAAUGAUGAUCUGAUUUAUUAGGAAUAAGCAUACAUCCAAAAUAUUGAAACUUUGGCUGGUAAAAGAACCAAGAUUAUCACAUGGUCUCCAUAAAUUGAUAUCCAAGCAUUAAUUAACAGCAAAUAAGUAACAGCUAUUAAAUCAACAUUACUUUCGAAUAAUGCAAAUAUAUGCAUAUAUGUGUAAAAAUCCAUAGUUGUUGUUUCUAAUUAAAAUGAAACAGGAUGUGAGGCCACACUAGUAAAUUUUAUAAAUUAACAACUUUCAAGUAUAUUAUAAGUCUAUAAACUAGAAGACUCAAAUAGAUCACAUUAUUUGAAUAAACAAUACAUAUAAACCCUAACUAAUUCAUAACAGAAUAAUAAACUAUUGAAUGAAUUGUUAACUAUAAAUUAAGAAAUGUUUUAAAAUCUACUAAGAUUACCAUCUUUUGAGCUCUCCAAUCUGAUUGAAUUCUUCAACGUUUAGCAUUAAGCAUAAAAAUAGUAUGCAUAUUACUAAUAUAGAUUAGUUAUAUCGAAUUUAGAUUUUGAUGAAAAUGUGAAAAUCUAACACAUACCUUCAAUGAAUUUCAUUUCUCAUGAAUCAACACAGGAUGGACACUGCAAUAAAAUAAGCCAAGAGUUAUUCCAUUUAUAAGAAAUGCCUAAAGAUGUAUUUUAUAAUCCUCCUGAUAAAAUUAAACAAUUUCGAGAAAGAGUGAGAAAAAGUAAUAAGAAAGCUAAAAAACCCUUAAUACCAAUUUAGCCUUAAUCUCAUGUGGCUAAAUAAAACCAGUUAUUGAAAGCUAAACCUAUAAUUAGACCAUAAGAUUUUAGUUUUCAUGAGGUUUAAAAUAAAAAACCACAAAGGAACUAAAUAUUUAAUAGUUUGAACUUUCCUUAAACAAAAACAUUACUAAAAUUAUGA
Messenger RNA from Paramecium octaurelia, 1246 nucleotides. The record is from the annotation of a GenBank genome assembly. Lineage: Eukaryota; Ciliophora; Oligohymenophorea; Peniculida; Parameciidae.